AUGGGUGAUAAUGAAAACUUCGGUUCUUCCAACGAACGAAUACAUUCCUUAAACAAUGCUGCAGUAUGUGAGCAUUCGGAUGAAAUGAAUUUGUCGGGUAUCAAUCUGCUCAUGAAUAAUACGAGAAAUGAAGAUGAUCACAAUGAUUUGAUCGUUUUAGAUCCUGAUCACCCUUUAAUGGUCCGUUUCCAAGAAUGCCUGAAGACUAUGCUCUUGAAGCACACUGAUAAAAUUGAGAUAUAUUUAAGAGAAAGAGAUGAAGAAUUGAAGAGAGAAAAGUCUCUUCACAUGGAAACUGGAUGUGAGUUAUACAAUCUACAGCAAGAGCUCGCAAAAUUUCAACUACAAUUAGACAAGAAGCAUAAUGAAUAUACAGAACAUCAUAGGAAUUGCGAAAAUGUGCAAAAUAAAUUAACAAAUCUUCGUGAAAGUUAUCAGAAAUCGGUGAAAACAAUGUUUGAAGAAACCAAGAAAAUGCAUUCUAUGCGAGAUGAAGUAGAUGUAUUGUGUUUAAGAUUGUACUACCUCAAUAAAGCUAAACAGGAUGUUAACGGAGACUUAAAAGUGUUGAAAAGAGCAGCUGAAAAGGUGAACUCAGAUUUAACCAAGUUUGAAGAAGAAAAGCUGCAACAGGAUCUUUUGGUUGAUCGUAUACAAACUAAGGUGGACCAGCUGAAAGAAGAUAUCGAAUUAUAUGAAGCCCAAAUUUCAGCUCAAGAAAUCGAAAUGAAUACUGGUCAGAAUCUAUUAUAUGAAGCGGAAGCCCAAAUCGUUUCUAUCAAUGUGGACAAAUCUCACUUGUUAGCUCAAUGGAAAACUAGUUUACUUGGUUUACAGCGUAGAAAUGAAGCAUACACUGCAUUGUUGAAAGCCUAUAAUCAAUUGAAAGAAGAAUCGCUUGUUCUAGAAAAUGAACAAUGUGCGUAUAAGCGUUCAAUCGGCAAGGAACAAGAAACUCACGAACGUCUAACAUCAUUACAAAAUAAAAAUGAAUCAGACUUAAACACAUUGCGUAAACAGUUACUGCAGGCAGAAACUAAACUUGAAGCUGAUAAACAAGCCUAUACAUCAUAUUCGAGAAUGCUCCAGGAAACUGAACGUUGUCUGAACAAUGCUAAAACGGAGAACAAUGCUGCUCAAAUGUGUGUCAAGAACAUUCGGAAACAAAUUGAGAGAAAAGUGUUAGAGAAACAAGAGUUAGAUAAAAAGAUUACUGAAGAACUAAGGUCUCGAUUAACUGCACAAAAAGCUGCUAAUUAUGUUAACAAAAUUAACAUGAAUGUACAAGAUCAAAGCAGAGAGUUGUUGACUCAAAUUGUACAAAUGGAGAAUCAAAUUGCCAAAGAUGAGUUAUGCAUAGCACACAAAAAAGCUAGUAAUAUCCAACUGCAAGAAAGAGUUAAUGAUUUGGAAAAGGAAAUUGACAAUAGUAAUUUAUUAAUUACUAAGCUGGAGACUGAAAUACAUCAUGCAAAUGUAGCUGUAGAGCGUAAACAAGGUAAUAUUGAUAUACUGAAUAAAAAAUUGGAACGGUUAAUUCGUGAAAGUGGCGGCCAAGAAGUUGGACCAUUGGAUGCGCAAAUAAAUAACUUAAAUAAAGCGAUAACCAGUAAGCAAGAUGAAAUUGGUGAACUUGAGCAACAGUGGUUAAAAGAGCAAAAUGAAUUAGUAAUAAAUAUUAAUGAACGAGAUAAGCUAUCCGAAUCUGCAACACGGAUAAGCAAGCAGCUGUCAAUCUUAACACAAAAGAAAAUGCGGGUUGAUAAUGAAAUUGCAAUUCAGGUACGUGAAAAAAAUGAUCUAGAAAAGGAAUUACGACACUUACAAAACGACAUAACAAGAAUGAAUACAAUGAUAGCUAAGGAGAAGACAAAUGAAGAAAAUUUAAACAAUGAAAAUAAGUUGGCUGAAAUUGACUUCGUACGCUCUUUGAAAGAGAAAGAAACUGAAGCGGCUAAUUUGCAAGAAAAAGUUGAUCAAACUCAGAAGGAUAAAGAAAAUUUACUCAAUGAAUUAGUUGAGGUAGAGAGAGCAAUAAUGUUGUGGGAAAAGAAAGUGCAAUUAUGUGAAGAGACAAAAAAAUCAGUUGACUGUGAUAUCGGUCAAGGAGAGAUGAGUGUUAUGCGUCAUGAAAUUCAUCGUAUGGAGAUACGGAAAUCUUCAUUACUUCAGCAACAAGAAAGGCUGAUACAAGCACUAGAGCGUUCUGUGUCAAAGCGCGAUAUUAUUGUGAAUCAGUCUGAACUUGUGCAGCUGAAAAAAGAUAAAACACAAGUCCGCAUUACAGCUCAGCGUCAUAUUGAUGAUCUUAAACAAAAAUUGAAAGCUAUUAAACAGAAUUCUUCUAUUUGUACACAAGAACUUGGAGAAAUAGAAGAGAAAACUAAUAUUUUGGAAAGCGAAUUGUCAAUGAAAAAAGCUGACGCUGAAAGUCAAAAGACAAGAGCUGAUGAGUUGAUGAAGGAACUACAAUCAUUAAUUGAUCAGAAACAAAUUGACCUUUUUGAACUCCAAAUGCGUCAGCAUGCAACAGUGUACUGGGAGCAAGUUAAAGAAGGCAAGUAUAGGCGUCUUUGUCCUUCUGUCACUUCAGCCGAAAAUGAAAGAAAAAGACAAAUUAAUCGCGCUCGAAGUUUAAUGGCAGUUAUUGACCACUUAGUAACAGAAUUUCCACAGAUUCGAAAAGAUUUGGAACCUGUAGGUCAUUUGUUAGAAAGCAAGUUAAAUUCUGAAAGCAGUGAACUUAAACUUGAUGGUGUCAGUCCUGGUACUGAAGAUUCAUUAUUGAUUUAA
Messenger RNA from Trichobilharzia szidati, 2793 nucleotides. NCBI's taxonomy places the organism in Eukaryota, Metazoa, Platyhelminthes, Trematoda, Strigeidida, Schistosomatidae. The record is from the annotation of a GenBank genome assembly.